UCUCGGACCCAAACUUCCCUCGGAGUUAUGUUCCGAUGAAAAGAUAAUGACCCUCACGUCAAUGUUUUUUCUAUGAGUUGGCACCUGCAUUUUUAGCUGGAGUUUGUGGUACAUGGCGGCAUUUGCAACAUCUUGCUCAGAUAGAGGUUAUUUUUGUUGGAUUUGGAAGACCACUGGCAAAUGCAAAAGGACUUCCGACUAUGCUGUGUACCAAUGCCAAAAGACAUGCAACUUUUGUCCUGUUCCGACAGAGGCGCCGAAACCUACGGAUAUACCACCAACAUUUACAACAACUGACCAGCCUUCGGAGUGCCAUCUCGAAAAACUUCUACCCAUCAGCAGAGAACGUGUUCGGGACAAACAGCUACAGGGUCACGUGAUUUACCACCAGUCUGUUGUAUCAGAAAUUCAAUGCGAGGAUCUUUGCCUUCGGAUUCCCAGAUGUUUGGCUUAUAAUUAUCAGUAUUCUGGAAAGCAUGACGAGAAUGAGAGGGCCUGUGAACUGAUGAACAGUGUGGUAGAUGUAAAGAGCAGCGUUGGUUUCAGCUUCCGACUGUUCGAGCGCAAUAGAGCCAAUAAGUAUUUAUUCAGCAAUUGCCUUGGUGAUACGUGAAACCUUCUAAUCUGAUAAUGGGCGACCAAUUCAAGACUGAACAACACUUUCCUCUUUGUGGAUUAAGGAGAAAACCCAUCGUGUAUACUUACUACUCUUCUCUCACUUCAGUAGCAAACACACACAUCCUACUGUCUCCGGGCGUGAUACUUGGAAUAUCAAGGGAAAGAAUCUAACAUUUCUAACCAAUAGCUGCACUGUCAUCUGCGUUUAAAGCGCAGUUGAGGGCAUACAGCGGAGACAAAAGACCUUUCAAUUGCUUAUCAAAACUUAGUAUGUCCCUCCAGCUUAUUACCUAGUAUGCGCAGACUGUCAGUUUUAACCCUUUAACUCCCAAGAUCUCACUAGUAAUUCACCUAAACUACUAUCUGCCAUAUAGUUCUUGUGAU
This is a messenger RNA of Pocillopora damicornis (cauliflower coral), 1002 nucleotides long. RefSeq lists its product as uncharacterized. NCBI's taxonomy places the organism in Eukaryota, Metazoa, Cnidaria, Anthozoa, Scleractinia, Pocilloporidae. The record is from RefSeq and is a predicted model, not a curated record.